UGUUAUCAGGUGAUUCCUCUGUAUGUUAUGGAGAACCAAUCAUCAACAACAAUAAGCUCUCCAGUGAAGUGUUGCUGUCCAUCCACUUCCACCUUUAUCUCACACGACAGCACAUCAUUGCCUCUGCUCAGUCUGGGUAAUCCAUUCACCCUGUCUGCUCAAACCCUGGGCGGUCCAGAGUUCUUCCCAGGAUGCCGAGUGCUGGCCAGGAGGGAGGUGGAUGGCCUCUACUACCUGGGAACUGUGAUACAGCAAGUACAGGGCCGCGGAGGAGUUUGGGUUGUCCAGUUUGACCAUCCAGGAGGUGCUGGUUCGGGGUUCGUCUCCUCCCAGAGGCAGCUGGUUUGCUCCCCCGACAUGGUGAAAGACGUCAGAGCUCACAUAUGCUGUCUGGUACCCGCUGAUGCUGUCCUGUCGCCGUGGGAACCAGAUCUGAGAAGAUAUGGGCCGGGGAGAGUGAUGGCCGCCACCGAACACAGAGAUAGCUUUGGAGUUGAUGUUAAGAGCCUCCGGGUGCUGAUGUGGAAUGGUUGUGUGUCUCUGGUUCCCGGCAGCCUGGUUUUACCCAUUUCAGCUCCUCAACAUGCCAGAAUAGUCAGGGAGCUCCAAAUCCCGACAUCAGCCUCCAGUCGUUGUUGCAGCUGGCUUUGUGCUCGCAGCUCCUCCUGCCCUCCCCAGCUGUUCUGCCCCGGCGGCUGUCAGUCUUCAUCUUGCUGCUGUUCCUACUCAAACCCUCGGCCAUGCUUAUUUCCACUCAGCUGUAGGUCCAGCUUUGGAGGAACGGAUGGAUUUGAAAGGGCAGAGCAAGAUAAACAGCUAGACCUAAAAAAUACAGAUGUGGGCAGGCGUGACCCCGAGGUGCCCUCACCCUCCUCCUCUUCAUCUCUUUCUGAGGAUGAAGACAGAGUGAAGCCGAGGAGCAAACAGCAGCGUCCUCCCUGGAGGUACUGGAGACAAACUGGGUCAGAGCCACAACACAGACAGCCAGGGCCUUUAGUGCCGAGGAGGACAUCCCAACCUGCGAGGUCCAGCUUCCCUGUCCCACAGAUCGGUGCCUUGCCCAAUCACAGCUCUCUGUUUCAGUCACUUCCUGGUGCUGAAGGAAGAAGAGCGAACAUCAAGGAUGUUUUUGUAACGACCAACUUCAAACCUCGACCCCCAGCGGCACUGCGGCCUUUCUCUUGCAACACCGCUACUUCGGUUUCCACAUAACGGAUGAAACCUGGCCAUGUAGCUGUAUAAAGUUAAACAACAAAUUGAUUAAAAAAAAUAAUUUAUUUUUAUACACUGGUGCGGCAUUAGUGCAAGUAAAACCAUAUAGUAAAGGGCAUGAUGUGC
Molecule: messenger RNA, 1338 nt
Organism: Etheostoma spectabile (orangethroat darter)
Lineage: Eukaryota; Metazoa; Chordata; Actinopteri; Perciformes; Percidae
Exons: 5
Coding region: 28-1212 (394 amino acids)
Source: RefSeq, a predicted model, not a curated record